GGUACCAAAAAGGCAAGCUCAAGGAUCAUUUCAGUACUUUUCAAAGAUCAAGGACUAUUCUUUUUCAUAAAGCUGAAAGUUGAAGGACUGUUUUGGUUAUUUAACCUUUUUUUGGUAAAUUAGUUCUAUGCAUUGGAGAGAAGAGUAGAUCUUAGAGUCUCAAUUGAUGGGUUGAAUAAAAUAAUAUGAAUUAUAAUGAUUUGGUGUGAAUAGGUGCUCUAAUAUUUAUAAAAAUUAAAAAUUCAAGUUAUUUCAUUGUAACAUUUAUGUUUAAGGCAUGGAUAUUAUCUAGUUUAUAUACUAUAGUUAAUUUCUGAAUCCAUUUUCUGAAUUUUGAGGUACAAAUGCAAAAUACUGGAAUGUCAAGAAAGACAGCGGUAGCAUUCCUCAAUUAAGAGGUGUAAGAUGUUUUUCAUUUGAGGAGCUUAAGAAAUAUACAAAUAACUUUUCAGAUGCCAACGAUAUUGGAUCCGGAGGUUAUGGAAAGGUUUAUAGGGGCACUCUUCCCAAUGGACAGCUAAUUGCAAUCAAACGAGCCCAACAAGGAUCAAUGCAGGGUUCGUUGGAAUUCAAAACAGAGAUUGAACUUUUAUCUAGAGUCCAUCAUAAAAAUGUUGUUAGUCUAUUAGGAUUUUGUUUUGAACGACAUGAACAAAUGCUAAUAUAUGAAUUUGUUCCAAACGGCACCUUGUAUGAAACUUUAUCAGGAAAGUCAGGAAUCAAAUUGGAUUGGACUAGGCGACUCAAGGUAGCCCUUGGUGCAGCUAGAGGCCUGGCAUAUCUGCAUGAACUUGCCAAUCCUCCCAUCAUACAUAGGGACAUUAAAUCAGCUAACAUAUUAUUGGAUCAACACCUUACUGCUAAAGUUGCCGAUUUUGGCCUUUCCAAGCCUAUAGAUGACAGUGAAAAAGGUCAUGUUACCACUCAAGUCAAAGGUACAAUGGGUUACAUGGAUCCUGAAUAUUAUAUGACCCAGCAGCUAACAGAAAAGAGUGAUGUUUAUAGUUUUGGGGUGCUUUUGUUGGAGCUAAUAACUGCAAAAAAACCAAUAGAGCGAGGGAAGUAUAUUGUAAAAGAGGUGAAAAUGGCAAUGGAUAAGGCAAAAGACUUGUAUAGUCUACAUCAGAUUCUUGACCCAGCCAUUCUGGAUACAAGCUUGAAAGGUUUAGAAAAGUUUGUGGACCUAGCAAUUAGCUGUGUGGAAGAAUCAGGAGUUGACAGGCCUAAAAUGGGUGAAGUUGUAAAAGCGCUUGAAAACAUCAUGCAAAUUGCUGGGAUGAAUCCCAACGUCGAGACACCCACAAGUUCAGCAAGUUAUGAGGAGGCAUCUAAGGGAAGUUCCUUCCAUCCUUUUAGUGAUGAGUCCCUUGCUAAUAGUAGUACAUUUCCAGCUUCAAAUUAAGGUCUGAACAUGUAUUGAGUUUAAUUUUAGAUUUUGGAGUAUUGAAUAGCUUUUGUGUCUAGUAUUUAGUUUGACAGGAAGCUCUGUAUAUAUGUGUGUGAAAAUUAGAAUGCCCUAGUACUUAAAAUAUCAUAAUUGUCUAUAAAAUUAUUUAAAUACUCUUAAUAAAUCUUCUUUAUAUGUUGAUUAAUUAAGAGUAUUUAAAUAUUUUAAGAGGCAAUCUUGGUAUUUCAAAAAUAUUUCUAUAUGUGUGUGUGCAAGUAUGUUUUGUAUUGUAUUCUCUUUCGUUUGUUCCAAACUGAAAUGGAUAGAUGAUGGCAAACAAUUGUGUAGAAAGAUCCUAAAAUGCUUUAGGAGCAAUGUUCCAGUG
Molecule: messenger RNA, 1772 nt
Organism: Rubroshorea leprosula
Lineage: Eukaryota; Viridiplantae; Streptophyta; Magnoliopsida; Malvales; Dipterocarpaceae
Source: the annotation of a GenBank genome assembly